AUGGCUUCUGUCGUCUUCCAGGGCGCCGUUGUCCACUCUACGGAUCCUGAGCAUCUCGAGCUCCUCGAAAACGCUACCCUUGUCGUUACUGACGGUCGUAUUGCGGCUUUGUACAAAUCUCCAGAUCAGAUUCCAGGCGAUGCCAUUCCUUCCGAUGCUCCGAUUCAUCGUCUCCCCGCCGGCGACUUCUUCAUUCCAGGCUUCGUCGACACACAUAAUCACGCCCCGCAAUGGCCGAUGCGCGGUCUCGGCCAAGGACUUCAUAUCUUGGAUUGGUUGAAUGAAAUCACCUUCCCCAUUGAAGCCCGAUUUGCCGACCCCGCCUACGCUACGAGGAUAUACGAGCAGACCGUCGACGACUUCCUCCGCCAGGGAAUCACAACGGCUUCGUACUACAGCUCGCGGCAUGCCGAAGGAACAAAGAUUCUGGCUGAAAUAUGCCAUCGGAAGGGGCAGCGGGCGUUUGUGGGCAAAUGCAACAUGGAUAGGAAUGCACCGGACUAUAUCCGCGAAGAGAGCGCGGCUGUCUCGUUGCGUGAAACGGAGGAGUGCAUUCAGCAUAUUCGUGGUCUGUCUGGAUGCACACAUGGUGAUGACUCCCUGGUGAAACCAGUUGUGACGCCGAGGUUUGCUAUCUCUUGUACGCCGGAGCUGCUUCAAGGUCUAGGUGAGAUACUGAAGCGCGAUAACACCCUGGCCGUCCAGACACAUUUCAACGAGGCCCAACAGGAGAUCGAUGCUACGAAAGAGCUCUUCCCGCAAUUUGGUGGCAGCGAAGCCGACUUGUACGAUAGCUACGGGCUACUCACUUCUCGCGCUAUCCUGGCUCAUUGCACCAUCAUGACUGAAUAUGAGAAGGAGAGGAUCCAUUCACUGGAGUGCGGCGUUGCGCAUUGCCCGAUCGCCAACAUGACCGUGGGCGGAGGCUUUAUGGUCGCGCCCGUGCGAGAUUUCCUUCGCCGUGGUAUCAAGGUCGGGCUAGGGACAGAUAGCGGUGGUGGCUGGGCGUCGCAAAUACUCGCUGUGAUCCGGCAGACGAUGAUCGCAUCGAAUGCACGCGAGGUGCUAUCAGAAGGUAAGGACAAGGCGCUAUCGUUUGAAGAGGUGUUCUACCUGGCGACGUUGGGCGGUGCGAGAGUUCUUUGCCUUGAAGAUCGCAUUGGCAACUUCCAGGUUGGCAAGGAGUUCGAUGCCGUGUGGGUGACCACAACAACUGGCUUGCAGUCAGCCAUGACGCCCCGCGAAGACGGCGACUCGCUCAGAAGACUGUUUGAGAAGUAUAUCAUGACCGGCGACGACCGGAACGUAGCACAGGUGUAUGUCCGAGGCCGCACCGUGGCAGGAAGUAGAUGA
Molecule: messenger RNA, 1353 nt
Organism: Aspergillus puulaauensis
Lineage: Eukaryota; Fungi; Ascomycota; Eurotiomycetes; Eurotiales; Aspergillaceae
Product: putative guanine deaminase
Exons: 1
Coding region: 1-1353 (450 amino acids)
Biological process (GO): guanine catabolic process
Cellular component (GO): cytosol
Molecular function (GO): guanine deaminase activity; zinc ion binding
Source: RefSeq, a predicted model, not a curated record